ACUUCAAACUGACGCAGGAGACCUUUAUAAAUUUGUGUCGCUCUCCGCUCCUCUGUCUGACUUCGUUUUCCCUCUUCUUCUGUGCUGCUCACCGGAAAAGACUGUCUCCGACGAAGCUUCUUUUCUAGAUAUCCGACCUCGGCUCGUGCUCAUGGCUACCUUUGGUGCGGCGGCUACCACGAACACUAACCCUAAUAAAUCCUAUGAGGUUACCCCAUCACCCGCAGAUUCUGUUUCGAGCUUAAGUUUUAGUCCAAGAGCCGAUAUACUUGUGGCCACUUCAUGGGACAAUCAGGUGAGGUGUUGGGAAAUAUCUCGUAGUGGAACUUCUCUAGCCAGUGCUCCAAAAGCAUCAAUAUCGCAUGAUCAGCCGGUCUUAUGUUCUGCUUGGAAAGAUGAUGGAACCACAGUCUUUACUGGAGGAUGUGAUAAGCAAGCAAAAAUGUGGCCCUUGUUGUCAGGUGGUCAACCUAUAACUGUAGCCAUGCACGAUGGUCCUAUUUCAGACAUGGCCUGGAUCCCGGGAAUGAAUCUCCUCGUAACUGGAAGCUGGGAUAAAACUUUGAAAUAUUGGGACACAAGACAGCAAACUCCUGUGCAUACCCAACAGCUUCCAGAUAAAUGCUAUGCAUUGUCUGUGAAACAUCCUCUGAUGGUUGUCGGAACUGCAGAUAGAAAUUUGAUAGUCUUCAACUUGCAAAAUCCUCAGACGGAGUUCAAGAGAAUUUCUUCCCCACUCAAGUACCAGACGAGGUGUGUUACUGCCUUUCCUGAUCAGCAAGGAUUUUUGGUUGGUUCAAUUGAGGGGCGGGUCGGUGUCCAUCAUCUGGAUGAUUCUCAACAGAGCAAAAACUUCACAUUCAAAUGCCACAGAGAUGGCAAUGAGAUAUAUUCUGUGAACUCUCUGAAUUUCCACCCGGUACAUGGCACUUUUGCCACUGCUGGCUCCGAUGGUGCUUUCAAUUUCUGGGACAAGGAUAGUAAACAAAGACUCAAGGCCAUGUCAAGGUGCAAUCAGCCGAUUCCUUGCAGUUCGUUUAAUCAUGAUGGGUCGAUAUAUGCGUAUGCGUCGUGCUAUGACUGGAGCAAAGGUGCAGAGAAUCACAACCCGGCAACUGCGAAAAGCAGCAUUUUCUUGCAUCUCCCACAGGAAAGUGAGGUUAAGGCGAAGCCAAGAGUAGCAACCGGCAGAAAAUGAGAUAUUGCUAUAAUGAGUCGGCUGAUUUUUUCCUAGUGAUCUGUCGUGUUUUUUUUUUUAGGUUCUUGAUAUCGUUGGACGUUUGAAUAUCCCAUAUAUAAUAGAUCUGAGUCUUGUUUCGUCAUGUAAAAGUAAAUCCUCCCGUCUUUCUCAGAUGUUUCUCUCGUUUGGCUCAAUAUCGAGUUGUUUCUCCUUUUAGGCUCACUUAGGGAAUUAUUUUGUCAAGACUUCUCUAAAACAUAAUGAGUUUUUUUUCCCUACAA
Eutrema salsugineum is the source of this 1461-nucleotide messenger RNA. RefSeq names its product protein RAE1. NCBI's taxonomy places the organism in Eukaryota, Viridiplantae, Streptophyta, Magnoliopsida, Brassicales, Brassicaceae. Gene Ontology annotation, cellular component: nuclear pore. The record is from RefSeq and is a predicted model, not a curated record. The transcript is spliced from 12 exons. Gene Ontology annotation, molecular function: ubiquitin binding; RNA binding. Gene Ontology annotation, biological process: transcription-dependent tethering of RNA polymerase II gene DNA at nuclear periphery; RNA export from nucleus. Bases 152 to 1198 code for a protein of 348 amino acids.